AUGAAAUUCCUUACUUCUUAUGAAUUACAAUGCCUCUUCCUAUCUUGCUGUUUUCUGACUGUACUGUGUGGAUUUAAUCACCGAGUUUUACCGGCCUGUAGUAAAACCAAGGAUGUCUGUAAAUUUGAGUUUGACGUUCGGUACAAAUUCUCCAUGGUGCAUUAUUUUAACGGAUACGCCGCUCCUAUUGUUCUAAGGAACGGAACGUUACUGAAGAGAGGGGUGUAUGACAGCAAAAAGUUCGACCCUCUUACCCCUAAAGAACUGAAUGAAAUUUUGACUGUCGAUGGUGUCUAUAAACUUUUGUAUAGCAUAAAUGGAGAAUUCCCGGCACCUCCUAUAGUAGUAUACGAAGGGCAAGUGAUCGAAGUCAUGGUGAAGAACAGUUUGAUUAAUGAAGGGUUCACAAUUCACUGGCACGGAAUGACGCAGAAAAACACGCCUUGGAUGGAUGGUGUUGCCAUGGUAACCCAGUGUCCAAUUAACCCUGGCAACUCAUUUUUGUACAGGUUUAAGGCUGAACCACGUGGCACCCAUUGGUACCACGCCCAUCAAGGUACCAUGAGGACUGACGGACUGGCUGGUCCCUUAAUUGUCCUCCCACAUGAGGAGCGGUUAGACAUACCGGAAGUGGAGGACGACUUUAUUCUGAUGAUCCAGGAUUGGAACAGGAACACUUCAUCCACAGAAAGUAGUGAAAUCCAACUUUCAAACAUGCACGUAUACAUUAAUGAUUUUAAUUGCACAAAUAACUGCUUUGAACCAACGCACAAAUUAGGAGGGUGUAACAUGGGGGUAAGAAAUACUUCAAAGAGAUUUACGUACAUAUUUUUUACAGGUCAUUUUUAUCCACAUCAUUCAUAUAAACCAUUAUCUCCGGAACUUCCCUUAGAGACAUAUAAGGUAAAACCCGACAAAUACUACCGCUUCCGGGUCAUCAACAGUGCCAUGAUGUUCACUUUCCGGUUCUCGGUAGACGAGCACUUGAUCCAUGUUAUUUCCACCGACGGAAAUGACGUAGAGAUGGAAACUGCGCAGUCAGUAAUCAUUUCCACCGGUGAAAGCUUUGACAUCUUGGUAAAAACGGACGGGAACCCGAAAAGGAACUAUUACAUUCGAGCAGAAACAACAGAAGUGAAAAGCAAACAAAACGACAAAAUAUAUCCCGGAAGGGCUUUGGCUAUACUGAGAUACGAAGAUGCACCCAUGGAUUUGCCAAAAACCACACGCCAUAAAUGUUCUAAAGAGAGAAUGUGUAAAGUCCUCAACUGUCCUUUCCAACUGUACCCUGCUGAUGCUCAUAUCCUGUGCAUGUCAGCUGCUGACUUCCGCUCUACAUCGGAAAUGGUUAGCAAACAUCCGGUUCCACUGCCUCCAAGGGGCGAGAAAAUGCGGGAGGACUUCCUAAACUUUCACUUUUCUGGCAUAAGAGGGUAUCCUGCUAUGGCGGCCAUUAAUGGUCAUAAGUUCCAGUUACCUACCUGUCCCCCACAGAUCAUAUAUGACCCUCCCGCGCGCACCUGUUUUAAUGACUGCCAGGACCACGACUGUGGGGAAUACUGUGAAUGUACUCACACCCUGAAGUACGAUCAGCUGAAUUCGAGUGUUCAGUUGGUUCUUGUUAAUACAGACUCAACAAAUGGUGGAACAAAUCAUCCUGUUCAUAUACAUGGCCAUCACUUCCACAUCCUUAAAAUUGGUUAUGCCGAAGUGGACAAAGAAACUGGAUUAAUUGUACAUGAAUCACCCGACAUAAGAUGUGCAGGGAAAAAUUGUAAAUAUCCGAGCUGGUCACGCGACGAAUGGGCCGGCGGGAAAGUUCCAGGCCUCAAUCUUGAGAAUCCUCCAUUAAAAGACACCGUUGUGGUGCCACGGAAGGGUUAUGUUGUGCUGAGGUUUCAUCUAGAUAAUCCAGGUUAUUGGCUUAUGCAUUGCCAUAUGAAGAGUCACCAACUGGAAGGAAUGACCUUGAUUAUUAGGGAGGGGCGUCAUGCCGAUCAGAAGAAACCUCCCAAAAACUUCCCAACCUGUGGGGAUUUUACGUGGUCAUACAAUGAGUACCAAGAAAUCGUCAAUGGCCCAACAGUUGGAUUAACGCGAUCAUCUAAUGAUAGCACACAAAAUGAAAACAAUACUGGAGCGACUUCAGGAGAUUUAUCUACAUCACCCCUUGGGGAUUUAUCACACACCAUUGUCACAAUCUUUAUAGUCACUAUUUGUAUAACUGGUUUGGUUCUCAUAGUAGUCAUCGUCAAAUCCCCUACACAGAGAGUGGAGUAUCAAAGACUGCCCAGCGGAGGAAUCGAGUCCCUCUCCUCAACCAUGUGUGCAGCGGACAGACAACCCCUCUUGUCCUCUAGACCAAAAGUCAGAGUAAAUGGAAGUAUAAAAUAAAAUUCAUCAAGUAUUUUAUGUUUUUGAUUCUCUGCGUACAAAU
Saccostrea cuccullata (small rock oyster) is the source of this 2437-nucleotide messenger RNA. RefSeq lists its product as uncharacterized. NCBI's taxonomy places the organism in Eukaryota, Metazoa, Mollusca, Bivalvia, Ostreida, Ostreidae. Bases 1 to 2394 code for a protein of 797 amino acids. The record is from RefSeq and is a predicted model, not a curated record. Gene Ontology annotation, molecular function: copper ion binding; oxidoreductase activity. The transcript is spliced from 15 exons.